Physella acuta is the source of this 2225-nucleotide messenger RNA. RefSeq names its product three prime repair exonuclease 2. Gene Ontology annotation, biological process: DNA catabolic process. The record is from RefSeq and is a predicted model, not a curated record. Gene Ontology annotation, cellular component: cytoplasm. Gene Ontology annotation, molecular function: 3'-5'-DNA exonuclease activity; nucleic acid binding. Lineage: Eukaryota; Metazoa; Mollusca; Gastropoda; Physidae.
CUGAUCUGGUUUUCAUUUUGUUAGGGCCUAUUUCCUGGAAAUGAGCCAAUGAAAUGCAGGCAGAAGAGACCAAAACUGUGGUUAUUUUCGACACUGAAACCACUGGCCUGCCCACCCAAGGGAACAAGAUCAAGAUGACUGAACUGUGUUUUAUUGCCAUCUCAAGGGAAGAGCUCAACACAAAAGCAGCACCCAGAGUUUUGAACAAGCUCACUCUAUGUUUCAACCCUAAAAGACGGAUCUGUCAUGAGGCUAGUAAGAUUUCGAGACUCCACAAUGAUGCGCUUGAAGGCCAGAAAAGUUUUGCCUGUCAGGCUGACCUGAUCAGCACUUUUCUCACAAGUCUGCCUCAGCCUGUUUGUCUUGUUGCACACAAUGGGAAUAGAUUUGAUUACCCUCUGCUGGUCUCAGAAUAUCUCUCAGCCAAGAAAGACGUCCCUAAGGAUAUUUUAUGUGUUGACAGUUUAGAAGCUUUCAGGGCGUUUGAUGGACUUGAUUCAGAUCCCAGGAAAAGGAAACUUCCAGCAUCUUCCAUCUGUCAAGCUGCACAAGAUGACCAAGUAAAGAAUUUGUGCAAUACAGCUUCACCAAACAAGCAAACAAAACUUGAGACAGGUUGCUGGAAUGUCCAGGAACACACCCCACCUUCAACCAAAAUUUGUGUCACCCAUCCGUCACCCAAGUUUUUUGAACCCCCCGACCAAAAAGCUAGAUCUCUAACAGUGAGACGAAAACUGAAAUUGGGUGAUGACGGCCCAGCUGGUUCACUGAACUUAGAUCAGGCAGAGCAAGCUGCUUGGGAUAAUUUCAAUGGCUCACAGUUUGAUGCAGAUAGUUUCUAUGCCUCAAGUGAUGAUCAUUCUUUGCUUGAAGCUGCAGAAAGUGCUGAGCAGCUGUAUUUUAGCCCUGAGAAUCAAAAUAACUCUGCUGACCAAAGAAAAAUGUGUAACGACCAAACAGAAAUGACAGCUGAUCUGCCAACAUACACUAGUUGUGAGCAAUCAAAUGUGGAAGGUUCUGAUACAACUGCUGGUCAGGAGAUACCAACACAACUAGAAAAUCUUUUAGAAAAUUUUCCAAAACCACAACAUGAGAACGGUGAUGCCCUUCUGGCAAAAAACUCUCAAAAGAAACCAGAGCCAAAACAUGUCCAGUCAAAUGUUAAGAAAUCUUACAAAUUGAGUGACAUUUAUUUUUAUCUGUUUAACCAGCAACCCCCUGAUUGCCACACAGCUGAAGGUGACUGUCUGACUUUGUUGAGUAUAAUUAAGCAAAAAGCAGAACUCUUUUGUAGAUGGUGUGAUGAAAAAGCUGUCCCACUUACAAAAAUAGGUCCCUUGUAUUAAUGCACACAUUUUAGCCUAUACGCUGGAGUAAAAUUAUAUGUUACGGCCAAAGCUCAAAAUGGCCACUUCCCAAAUGUCCUCACUAAAGAAGGAAAUGAAAACAAUGUAUUAGAAAACCUGAUUUUUAAAUGAAAUGUUGGUGCAGCAUUUCAUGUGCUAUACCUUGACGCAGUCAGUUUUUACUGUCAUGUAUUUAUAUGCUACACUUCGAUUGCAUUAUAUUUUUACUGUCAUGCAUUUAUAUGCUACACCUUGACUCAGUAUAUCUUUCCUGUCAUGUAUUUAUAUGCUUCACUUUGAUUGCAGUACAUUUUUCCUGUUAUUUACACCUUGAUGCAGUAUAAUCAUAUUUAGGCGACACUUCUCAGUCAAAGUGCAAAAAGGCCAUUCUAUUUUGGAACUGGCUAAAUUUUGGCUUUGACCAAUAUAUAUUUUUAAAUUGAGAGAUCGAUAUAUAGAUACAUUAUAACAAUCAGUCUAAUUUGAAUUGAAUUGAAAUAUUGCAUUUUAAAAUGUACUACUUAUAAGCAUUUACGAAGUUUUAUAACUUUUAAAAAAUCUAUACACUUAUUUGACUAAUUCAAAUAUUUUUUAAUACUUUAUCUAAAAGCUACAUGCAGUUAUAAGCUGUGUAUAUUUUAACUACAUGUAGCCAUAACUGUGUUCACGACAAUGCUUUUUACAUCAGCUAAAGCAUUCUUAUACAGUUGUGUUGUUUUACUGAUGGGCAUUCAAUAAGUCAGGGAAAGUAAGUCAAACAUAUCAAUAUAUACCUAAUGAUGAUGAGGUUAGUUAAUAUUUAAGACAAAGAAUUGGCAUUAUUAAAAAUGAAAAAUAUUGUGAGGGAGGGAGGAAUGGAGGCAGAAGUGUGAUGUCAUU